Plasmodium gallinaceum is the source of this 4332-nucleotide messenger RNA. RefSeq names its product conserved Plasmodium protein, unknown function. The record is from RefSeq and is a predicted model, not a curated record. The transcript is spliced from 4 exons. Lineage: Eukaryota; Apicomplexa; Aconoidasida; Haemosporida; Plasmodiidae. The coding region runs from base 1 to 4332 and encodes 1443 amino acids.
AUGAAAAAAAAUUUCUUUUUAAUUUCUUUUUUUUUAUUUCUCAUAUUAUACCUUAACAAAAUACUAAGUUUUCAAUUAAGAGAUACACCGUUUUUUUGUAAUAGAAAAAGUUUUAUAUCAUGUAUACAGAAAAGUAGCAAAGAAAAAACAGUAAUAAAUUUAAAAAAAUCAAUUUCUAAUAAGAUAUUCUUGACAAGUUCAAAUGUUAAUAAAGAUGAUGUAUAUAAAGACAUAGAAAAUAACGUUAGAAACAUCAAUUUUUUAAAUAAAAGUAAAAGUGACAAUACAAAUAACUUGAAUAAAAUUAUUCUUAAUAAUUUCCUUUCAGAUCCAAAUGAUUGGAAUAAAAUUGUUAUUGAUAAUAUGAAUAACAAAGAUAUUAUAAGCUUAGUAAAAUUUUUAUAUAUGGAAUAUAAAAAGUCAUUUCUAUGUAUUGAUGAAGAAAGAAAAAAAGCAGAUAUCACUUUUAAUUCAGAAAAAAUUAAAUCAUUGUUUGCUGCUUUGGAGUCUGUUACUAUUGAAGACAUGAAUGUAAUUGAAUUUCAUCAUCAUUUGGAUAUAUAUUUAAUUUUAUUAAAAUGUUGUAAAGAUAAUUACACACCUUUUAGUUUUGUAAAAAAUGAAAUAGUAAGCAUAACGGAUAAAAUUGUUAAAUAUUCACAGAGUCAUUUACACGAUGAACAUGUAUGUAAUAAGAUAAAAAAUGAAUUUGUAAAUAUGCUUAAUUUAAUAAAAGAAGUAAAAAAAAAUGAAGCUAUAGAAACAAAUGUCAAAAACUUCUUACAAAUUUUAAAUAGUAACAUAGUUUUAAAUAAUAAUAAUAUAUUUUAUUUUAUGAUAGAAAUAUUUUCAUCGAUAAAUUUGUUAGUAAAAAAUAACUCAGAUUUAAUUUAUAAGUAUGAUUACGUAAUAAAUCCUCGUUUUUUCUUUUUAUGCAUUUUUUCGUUAUAUUCUUAUAAUUUAAGCAAAGCACGUUUUUAUUAUUUCAUGUUGUUAAUACAUAAUCAGGUAGAUAUAUUGACUUUAAAAAAAAAUGUUAAGAAAUACGAUGAUGACUUAAAUUAUAGUAAGUAUAAGAAUUUUAUUAUUAAUACCAUUUUUGAAAAAGAAAAAAUUGAAUAUGAAUCUAUAGAAGAAAUUAUAGUAGAUAAAGGGGAGAAUACAAGUAUAAAAAAGGUAGGGGAGUCUGUUAGUAAUGACUUAAAUAAAGAACUGAGUUACGCAAAAGAAAUGGAUAACUCUGCAAACAAUAUAGAGUCAUUAAUAGAGGGAGGUAAAAAUUUAUUAUUUAAGGAGUUAUAUGGUAACAUAUUGAUCAAAAUUUUACUUUUUUAUAUUUUUUUUUAUUUCAGUGAUUACUAUUUUUGCAUUAUUAUUUUAUUAAAUUUUCAAAACUUUGUAAAAGACAAAAAUCAGGAUGAAAUCUUAAUGCAAACUUUUAAUUAUUUUUUUUUUAUGUUAUUAGACAAUUUAUAUCAAAUAAGAGAUUAUUCUAAAAUAAUUUUACUUUUAGGUCUAUUUAGAACUAAUUUUAAUAUAUUUGAUAAUAAAAGCAUAAUUAAUAUAAAAAAAAUUUUGAAUUCAAUUAUAAAUGAAAGCAUUCAUGAACAAAAUUCGAAUGUGUCUAAAUUACUCCUAGAUAUUAAUAAUUCCAUUAAAAACAUAGAAAAUAAAAGAAAAAGUAUGAAUAAAAAUAAUGCAAGUAACUUAUAUAGAAACAAAAAUAUUGAUAAUUAUUUAAAUAGAGAUAACAUAACUUCGAAAGAAGAAAACAAAAAGGAAAUUAAAGAAAUAAAGAAUGAACAUACUAAGGGGAUUGAAAUAUCAAGCAUUAGUAACGCAAAAAAUGAAAAUAUUAAUUUGAAUGAUUCCUAUAACAUGAGUGAGAGGUUUAAUAAAAUUCUGUCGUUUUUACUAAAAAAUAAAAAAUAUGACAAAAUUGAGAGUAUGGAAAAAAGAGAUAAUUUAUAUGCAAAUAAUAAAACGUAUAGUUUAUUUAUUCAAUCAUUUUUAAAUAAUCAUAAGUAUGAUAAAGUAUAUAAGGUUUAUAAAAAAAUGAAAUCAAAAAAAAAUAUACCUAUUACGUAUUUAAAUGUAAAACAUUUAAUACACAGUUUUAAAAAGUGUGAUAUUGAUAAAGGGGAUGUAUUAAAUGAAUUGCAAUUAAUUAGUAAAGCAUAUUUAAAUUUAUAUUUUUCAAAAGAUUCAUAUUUUGUAUUAACUAAAACAUUGUUAUAUAAACAUUUAUGUGAUUAUUUAAAAAAAAAAUGUGAAAUGAAAUUAAUUAUUGAUAUAUUUAAUUUUAAUGAACUUUUAAAAUAUUUCAUAAAAUUUAAAAGUUUUAUUAAUAUAAAAAAAUUAUAUUUUCUGUUACUGAAGUAUUCAUAUAUAAAAACUUAUAAAACAUACUUAAUAUUAAUUAGAUUUUUUAAUAAUUUAAAUUAUGAAAGUUCUAAGAAGAGUUAUGAAGAUGAAAUAGAACCUAUGAAAAAAUUAAGUGAAAAAAAUGAUGAAAAUAUGAAAAUGAUAACAGCAAAUGAGAUAAAAUGUUCUUUUGAAAAAAAUGAAGAAAUUUACAACGAUAUAAAAAAUUUAAGGAAAAAUAAGUUAUUUUAUUACAUUUGUAAAAAUCAAGAUUCACAAGAACUUGAUUUAUUUUAUAAAAUAUAUGAGAUUGCAAAAAAGGAUAAAUAUGAAAUAAGUUUAUUUAUCUUAAGUAAUUUUAUUACCGAGUAUAUACUAUUUGAUUAUUCUUCAGAUGAUAUAAUAGAAAGUGAAUUAAGUAACAUAGGUAAUAUAUUAAAUAUAUUUUUUGAGUCAAUUAGUCUGUUUUUUUACAAACAAGACUAUAAAGUAACGCUAAAUAUAUUUUUUUUUUUACUUUUAUUUUUAAAUUGUUAUGUAACAAAAUAUAUAAAAAAUGAUAGUAAAAACUCUAUUUUUCUUAAAAAAAACGCCGUGAAUUUUUUUUUAUCUCAUAAUUAUGAAAUAAUUAAAAUAAGUAAGGAUGAUAUAUAUGCAUAUAUACCACAAUUUAUAUUAAAUAUUAUUUCUUUAUCUAUAAAGCAUUUAAAAAAUAUUAAAUCUUUUAAAGGGAUAGAUUUACUAAACUCAUCCUUUGGUUCGUAUAAUUUUAGUAAAAAUAUUGAUACAGUGAAUUAUAAGAAUAUAAUGUAUAUAUUUUUACUUUUAAAGAAUAAUUUAAUUUUAAACAUUGAAGACAUGGAAAAAGAUAUAUAUGACAGGAAAAAUAAAAGAAAGAAUGUAGCAGAAAAUAUAAGUGAAAUAAAAAGAAAUUUUUUAUAUAAAGACGUAAUUGAAAAAAAUUAUAAACAAACAAAUAAAAUGGGUGAAAAUAGCAUAUCUGACAAAUACAAUAAUAUUGCUGAUGUUUUUGUUAAAUUAAAAUAUACAGUUGGUUCAAAUAAAAUAAAUGAAGACUCUUUGAAAGAAUUUUUAUUCAACAAAUUAAACGUUCUCGUAAAUAAUAAAGACACUGAUUUAUUAAUAGAUAUAUUAAAAGAUAUUUUUUUUACAUACAAAAAUAUCUUAUAUUUGAGUGUAAGAGACUUCCUUAAUAUUUACGAAAAAUUAAAUGGGAUUUAUGACAAUAUUUUAUCAGUUUUAACUAUUAUUUUUUUCAAUGAAAACAAAAACUUCAAAGAACAUGAUGCUGGAUCAAACAAUGCCUAUGAAAAACUAGGAGGAAGCAAUGAAAUAAGUAUUCUUGAAUUUAUUAAUAAUUUAAAAACUAUGAAUAAAACAUACUUUAAAGAUAUAUUGAGUCAAAACACUUUACAUAGUAUUUUAAAGAGAUAUGAAAGUUUUGUAUAUAUGUGCAUAUAUUUUGAUUUAAAUAAAAAAAAAGUAAACAAUAUAAUAAAUUUCUUAGAAUUCUCAAGAAUGUGCAAUGUUACACUUAGCACAGAAAUUUUAAUAGAUGUAUUUUCUUUAUUCUUUGAAAGGAAAAUGAAUAAUUUAAUAUUCAAAGAGUUUGACAUAUUUUCUUCAUCAAAGAAAACAAGCAAUUUUGAAUUAUAUUACAUAGUUAUGAAAGCAGGAUUUUUUGAAGAAAAUGUUAGAAUAAUCUUGAAAGUCUUCAAUAUUGUAUUAAAUUUAUUUAAUUUGAAAAAUAUUCCAUUAAAUUUCUUUGAAUGUAUUUUAUUCGUUUUAAAAAAAAAAGGGAAAUUUAAAGAUUUAUAUGAUUGCAUUGAUAAAGUGCAUAGAGAACUAAUAAAUUAUGAAAAAAAUAAACCAUUUUAUAAUUUAGAAAAUUUAACAUCUGAUUUGAAAAGUAUUUUGGAUAGAUAUAAAAAAGAGAAGCAAUUUUAA